UUGCUGAUUUUUUUUGUUUUUCCUUUGCAGUGCAAUUUACAAUAAUUAUUGCAUUCACUUAAAGUUCUUAAGUUUGGCUGUCUUUUGUGGAUUUUGUUUAAAAGUAAAGAUUUCUUUAAAAUUAUAGCUUUUCUGAUAAUUGUUCAUAAGUUACAGUAAUAAAAUGUGUAAAAAUUUAGCGUUUGUAAACAGCACACUGUUUCUAUUACAAUUUCACUAUUUAUUCACGAAUAGUAAUUUUCACUAAUCCCGUUUACGUUAAAAACGCAAUAAUUUAAAGGAGGCCAUGGAGGUUAACCCUUUGAAUAUUUUUUUUGUGAAGUCGGAUAGCAAAGGUGAUAGAUUACUAUUUAGGUAUCCUUAUACCUGCGAAAAUAAGGAUGAAAGAAAGCAAAAGAAGUUCGGACAACACAAUCCGUAUGCCAUAAGUUCUACUGAAGAUUUGCUUCAAAGUUCGCAAUCACAAACAUCUAACAUCUGCAAAGGUCAGUUAAGUGGAUUCACAGAUGAAAUGUUAUCAACCCUUUUUGCUGUGAAGGCUGAACUUUGUAAUAGGAAGUUUGAACUGAAAGUCAAUGAUGUGAGGUUUGUUGGCCACCCCACACUACUCCCAUACAGAACUAACAAGGAUGACACAGCUGCUAUGAUUCUUAUAAAUAUUGUGUUUGCACUGCAGGCAUCGGCAAGCCAUUCUAUUGUUAAAUGCUAUUAUGACUUAAGUAAAAGGCUGGGUAAAGCAUUAAGGCAUGAAGAAAAACGAUGUUCCUAUUUAACUGAAGAAAUGAAGAUAAUGUUGGCUACCCAUGACGAGGUUUCUGCAUUAGAUAGUGAAAUAAAUUCAGGCGAGAAUGAUGAUGAAGAGGAAAACUCUAGACACUCUGUCAGUUCAACUACAUUUAGCUUAGAUAAUUUGCCCAGUUCAGUGCCUAAAUCAGCUUUUCAUCUUAUAUUGCAAAGAAGCUCGCUGGCGAGGUCUAUGAAGUCUGUUUUUGAAGAGCUUAGUAGUACAGGAAUAGUACAAGUUCGAAUAAAUAAAUGGGUGCUUCUCUCAUUCUGCCUUCCACACAAGGCACACCAAAUACAGACACGAGGAUUGAUUAUAGAACCAGAAACAAUAGACAAAUGUGUACAAAGAUUAAGACCUUAUCAUGGCAUACUACUUAUGGUGAACCCUAACGAGUUAUUAGCGUCAAUCCCUUUAGACGGCAGUCCCGCGUUAUUGCGUCUCAUCAAGUUAUAUAGCCCUUUGAAAAGUUUGCAAACGCUUGCCAUCGAAGCUGAUUUAACACUUACACAGGCAUUCCAGUUAACAGGCCAUCUUGUUUACUGGGCGAAAGCAACGGUGAUCUAUCCGUUGUGCGAAGGCAAUGUGUACGUAGUCGCACCGGGGGCGAACGUGCAUAUAAAUUCACCACUGGUUGAUGAGUUUGCAAAGGAGUUUCCUGGAUUAUGUUUGUUGCAAAUGCUGAGUGAGUUCUCCCUCCCCGCACCCCUCUGGUACGUGUCCCGCGGCGCGUGGGGUGCGAGAUGCGGUGGGCGGCCCGCACGUCUCGUGGCGUGGCUACUUCGACGGAGACUUUUGCUACAACUGCACACUUAUGUCCAGUUCAACUCGCCGCACUGGCCGCAUUGGCCGAGAAACCCGAACCACGAUGGAAAAGAAUAUAUCUGCGAAAAACACGAUCUCUACUACCAAUCCAACAGUGUUUCUUUUUCUUCAUUAAACCAAGUGCAACUCAACGUACCCGAACCAGUUGAAGCUAGAGAGAGUAUCAACACCUUCCCAGAUUCAGACGAAGACUACCCAACACAAAACAAUCUCAACCAAACGGACUUUUCUCACACCCAACCCAUUGUUAUUGAAUCUGAGAAUACGAAAUACGAAAAAUUUCACGAAGUCGACUCAGCGAAUCAUUCAUUCGACGACGGUAUAGACGUUGUGGAUGGUGCGAAACCAGCAGAUGGUUGUAACUUUGAUAAAUCACAUAAAAUACCGAAGAAAGUACAAGGCAAUUCCGUUGAUAGCGGCAUAUCCAACAAUAUUAAUGGGAAUGGUGUUAACGGAAUCGAGAAUGGCCACCUGAAUGGUCACGCAGAAAAAGUUAACGGGGAAGUUAAGAAGACGUUGCCUUCAAGGUUGUCGGAUUUGUCAUUGAAAGAUAAUGAUACUGUACUGAAUAGGGAUACGAGCAGCGAUGAGGAUAGGUUUGAAAGUGAGCCAGAUAUAUCACCUAGAUUGAAAAAUGGUCUUGGAUUUAUCAACGGUUAUAGUAAGAAGAACGGUGUUUCGCUCAAUUUGAAGCUACAAAGUGAAAUGAGUUUCCAAUCUCCAACGGUGUGGAAUGCCCCGGCGGGUUGCGACGCGAUUGACGCGUGUCGCGUUCCCAGCGACCCGCCCACUACCGAAUCCCUCCUAGACACGUUCAGUGCUGAAGAGAGAGCUGUGUUAUCCACCAUGCCCGCUUCCGAGAACCCAGAUGAUUUGCUUCUAUUGGCGCAGUUACAUAAAAAAGGAUACUUCCGCGGCGAACAACAUCUAGAAGAAAUAAUGUUCAUGGAGAACGUCAGCAGAUCUCAACUAAUGCAACUCCUAGACAAAUUUAAGGAUGUUCUUAUUACGUUCGAAACGGAAGAUCCUGCCGUCGCUAUGUUGUACCCCUAUCAGUAAUUUUAAUAAAUAGUUAACUAUUAUAUGUUUUUAUGUAUCAUAUAUAUAUAUUUAUAUAUUAUGUUUAGGAUGGAAAACUCCAGCCUUUUUUGUAUAGGUUCACUUUGUUGACACCCUUUUUUUUCAAGAAAAACAACUCGAGGUAUAAAAAUAAAAAUAUAAUCUUGCAUAUUGAGGUCUACAAUCUCACAUUGAUACAAAUAAAGGAUUCUGGCUUGGUUCAGUAAAAAGAUCUUUAGAAUUUAAUACUCGACAGUCGGGGCAAACUAACUGAUCAUCGAAACUGAUUGUAGAUCAUUAAAUAAUUCCUCGACAGGAAUUAUCUACCUAUUCUUAAAAUUAGCCAUGACGGAAGCUCUUUUUGCAUGUAGGAAAUUAAAAUCUUGUGUUCAUAUUUUUUAUACAAUUUCAUACCUUUUUAAUUAUUAACUUUUUUUUGGCCAUCUGUGUUAUUGUUGCAUAACAUUUAAAGCCUGACCAGGAAAAUAAAAAACCUGGAGACGCCACGUUUGCAUGGCAAUACAUUUGACAGAGUAAGUGUAUAGAAAAAAAUAGCUCCAUUUUUAUCCGAAGUACGGUAAGGUUUUUAUUUCUUCCGCUUUAUAUCUAAUUCGUGUACUAUAAUUUACAUAUAACGAUUUUUCAGAAUUGUUUCAAGCGUUAGUUCACUUAAUUAAUAAAUAUAAAUACAUCUUCAUAUAUGGUCGAUUAAAAGUGUAUUACAAAAUAAAAAAAAAAAUAUUUCAAAUUUUUAUUUUACUCAUGAUAAAUCAAUAGAAAAGUAGUGUAAUUGAUUAACCUUCAUAACUUUUUUAAAAGUGUUUAGAUGUAAUUUUUGUAUAUAACUUAAACGCAGCUUUAAUUAUGUUUCAAUUGCCUUAUUAUGUAAAUAUUGCU
Messenger RNA from Pararge aegeria (speckled wood butterfly), 3565 nucleotides. It is a transcript of the gene Nprl3, whose product is annotated as GATOR complex protein NPRL3. The record is from RefSeq and is a predicted model, not a curated record. Lineage: Eukaryota; Metazoa; Arthropoda; Insecta; Lepidoptera; Nymphalidae. Gene Ontology annotation, cellular component: GATOR1 complex. Gene Ontology annotation, biological process: negative regulation of TORC1 signaling; positive regulation of autophagy; TORC1 signaling. Bases 287 to 2668 code for a protein of 793 amino acids. The transcript has 11 exons.